Naegleria fowleri is the source of this 969-nucleotide messenger RNA. RefSeq lists its product as uncharacterized. The record is from RefSeq and is a predicted model, not a curated record. Bases 1 to 969 code for a protein of 322 amino acids. NCBI's taxonomy places the organism in Eukaryota, Heterolobosea, Eutetramitea, Acrasida, Naegleriidae. The transcript has a single exon.
AUGGCACCUCAACAACAAGAUUCCCCUCGCUACCAUCGAAAUAAUCGCGAUAAUCGUAACCAUCAUCACGAUAAUGACAACAAUAGUUCAGCAUCAUCUUCUAUGGUGAAUACUGCACUGGAGAAUACCACUAUCCAUCAAAAAACUCUUCGAACAAGAAUUAAAAAGAUCAUGCAUGCUUCCGCAUCAUCGGAACCUCAUCAACACAACAAUAAUCAUCAUCACAUCAAGAAACACUCAUCACACAAAUCUAAAAUUCCUAAAGAUGUUCUCAAAAAAUGUUUUUCUCAAUUUCAAUAUUUAAUUCAACAAACUCAUAUUGAACAUUAUUUUGCGUCACAUCCACAAGAAAAAAACAAACGCCGAUGGACUGAAGAAGAUCUUGCUUCCAUAGAACAUUUACAUAUUUAUGAUUUUGAUGGUACAUUAUAUGAAACAUUAUUACCUGAAGAAGGUAUACCUCUCUAUGAAAGCAUUACAGGUAGACCAUGGCCCUAUGGAGUCGGUUGGUGGUCCAAACAUGAGUCGAUCUCUGCAUUUUCUUUUCUGAAAGAUGAUAAUGAUGAACAUGUUGUUAAAGAAGGUGAAGCUUUGGAGCAUUAUUUAUUGUUGAAAGCUCAAAAACAACGACAUGAUUUGAUUGUGAUGAUGACUGGAAGAAAAAACUCCUUAAAGAGAUCAGUGAUCGAAUUUUUGAGUCAUAGACUUGAGGAUGAAACCUUAAUGCCUGAGAUUAUGUGCUUCAAACCUGAUGAGUUUGGAAGCAAUACUUUGGGAUACAAGGUUCAACAUAUUUAUGCUUUUUGUAAUUCAUUACCCAAUUUGAAAUUUAUCACCAUUUGGGAAGACCGAGUAGAACAUGCCAACCGAUUUAAAAAUUUAAAUAUUAAGAAUUUCACGCUUAACACUUCCAUUACGAUCGACGUCAAGAUUGUUGGUAAAGAAAAGGAUAAUGGCGUUGAGGAAUAA